This is a messenger RNA of Epithele typhae, 1185 nucleotides long. RefSeq lists its product as uncharacterized. The record is from RefSeq and is a predicted model, not a curated record. The coding region runs from base 1 to 1185 and encodes 394 amino acids. The transcript has 3 exons. Lineage: Eukaryota; Fungi; Basidiomycota; Agaricomycetes; Polyporales; Epitheliaceae. Gene Ontology annotation, molecular function: protein binding.
AUGGCUCUCAUCUCCCUCCUCUCUCUCAAUGACGACGUCCUUUUCGAAAUCUUCUCCUUGCUGAACAGCAGAGAGGCACUCGCAGUCUCCUUCACAUCCAAACGGGCCUAUCGAUUUGCCAUCUGCCGCGCACUCGCCAGCGUGUAUUGGACAUACAAGAACGAUGUCGACGACGGAUCUGAAGCCGACGCAUUUUGGGAGCACAUGCGUGUGCCUGAACCGGUUUCUCAGGUUCCCCGUAUCCGACAUCUCCGGCACCUCGUCCUGGGAGAUUUUGGAGAGCACGAUAUACCUUCUCUGUGUGCAAUCCUCCUCCAAGCCUCCAACCUCCGCACCAUCGAGAUCAGCCUCCUAGAGGACUUCCUCGACUAUUUUAUUCCGGCGUUGGGCGCGUUGCACCUCCUCGAGAAGGCUUGCCUGUUGGAGAUUGGCCCCAGAACGAUUCCCGCCCUGCCGGCCAUGUUCUCAUGUUCCAACCUCGCGUCCUUAACACUCAACUUCGACACAUACUAUUUGGCCCCGCCAGCCGACGAUGUCGAUCUCACAGCCCUUGUAUCUUUCCUCGUCUCCAUGCCGAAGAUACAGACUCUGUCGAUCGAUAUCGACAAAGCGCUCGCAGUGCUACCCAACACCCCCAGUCGCCUCAGGCUUCCCUCGGUCCGCCACCUCUCCCUCUGGUGCGAGCCACAGGUGCCCGAGAGCAUCGUGCCACUGUGCCCGAAUCUUGUCACACUUUCACUUUUUCUGUAUUACGAAGAUGACCGCCCUGUGACAUUUUCCAUAGCCGCGGACGACCGGCGGCCCGUCGUGCUCAAGGAGCUCAACUUAUCACACGUCAAGAUUGCAGAAGACACCCUGCGACGCAUGGGACACGUCCACUCACUGGUGGUGGGAGGCUUGGGACGGUCAUUAUCCAGCUCAGAAUUCCACGACCUCCCCCCGCUGCUCGAAGCGGUCCAGCCCUUCGCUCUCCACCUGCUCACACCCGAGCCUGCUCUGACCGAACCGGAGCGCACAUGGAGGCCCUUGGUCAGCGCGGCGCGCCAGCUCCGCUCCCUGGAAGUCACCGCCCACGGGUACGCCAGCCCCGCCAACGUGCGCGACCACCUGGAGCCGCUCCUCGCCGCGCUGCAGUCCUCGCCGUCGCUCGCGUCGGUCUCACGCGUUCGGGACAAGAACGAGUAA